Myodes glareolus (Bank vole) is the source of this 1207-nucleotide messenger RNA. The record is from RefSeq and is a predicted model, not a curated record. Lineage: Eukaryota; Metazoa; Chordata; Mammalia; Rodentia; Cricetidae.
CGCUUCCCAUUGGUCUAAAUGAAAUGAAGAAGACAGCCAAUCGGAAGGGUUCUUUUUCGCGCCCAGAGAAAACUAUAAAAUUCAAGCUCUUACCACUUUCGUCUACACAGUUGCUAACGGCUGUUUUCUGUUCGAGAUGUCUGGACGCGGCAAGCAGGGCGGCAAGGCUCGCGCCAAGGCCAAGACCCGCUCCUCCCGGGCCGGCCUGCAGUUCCCCGUGGGCCGCGUUCACCGCCUCCUCCGCAAGGGCAACUACGCGGAGCGGGUGGGCGCCGGCGCCCCGGUGUACCUGGCGGCCGUGCUGGAGUACCUGACGGCCGAGAUCCUGGAGCUGGCUGGCAACGCGGCCCGCGACAAUAAGAAGACGCGCAUCAUCCCGCGCCACCUGCAGCUGGCCAUCCGCAACGACGAGGAGCUCAACAAGCUGCUGGGCCGCGUGACGAUCGCCCAGGGCGGCGUCCUGCCCAACAUCCAGGCGGUGCUGCUGCCCAAGAAGACCGAAAGCCACCACAAGGCCAAGGGAAAGUAAUUUUACAAUCGUCAGCAAUUGCGAAGACUUCAGAAUCAAAGGCUCUUUUCAGAGCCAUCUACAAUGUCUCUUAAAGCGCUGAACAUCUUUGUACAGAGGGUGACAGAUGCAGAUUUACUGGUGAUAUGUUUCUCUUAACAAACAUGUUGGCGAUUUAUGUACCAGAAACGGUGCUGAGAUAUUUUGAGCUAUAUUUAACAAACGUAUAAGUAUAGGCUGGGCAGUGAUGCUGCCUUUUCUCUCAGUAUGUCACAGGCAGGGCCAGACAAAUAUCGCUUGUUCAAAAACGAAACUCAACAAAAUUGAGGCUUAGUAGAUCUAGUUUUUCCCUGUCAGCUUCCCAUCUGGAAUUUAGCAUUAGACAUCCCACGAAUUGAUACUUUUAUUUCUCCUUGUUUACUUGACAUCUUUUUCAACCAUAGGGGUUAAAGAAUAUAAGUGUUGACAGUCUUGUGGUAGCCACUCAGGUGGCCACUUACAAGUUUUAAAUUCUUAACCUGUGUCUUGUUUUUGUUUCUGUGUUUUCCUAGUUGCCUUUGAUACAGGAUUUCAGUGUUGUAGCCCUGGCUGUCCGUGCGCUCACCGUGGCAUCAAGCUAGACAUCCGCCUGUCCUUGCCUCUGGAGUGCUGGGGUAAAAGCACACCGGCCUAAUAAAUCUUAGUUUGUGUGUUUUUGGU